This is a messenger RNA of Linderina pennispora, 362 nucleotides long. RefSeq names its product RmlC-like cupin. Gene Ontology annotation, molecular function: homogentisate 1,2-dioxygenase activity. Gene Ontology annotation, cellular component: cytoplasm. The annotation marks the transcript as partial. The transcript has a single exon. NCBI's taxonomy places the organism in Eukaryota, Fungi, Kickxellomycota, Kickxellomycetes, Kickxellales, Kickxellaceae. The record is from RefSeq and is a predicted model, not a curated record. Gene Ontology annotation, biological process: L-phenylalanine catabolic process.
UCAGCUACGACCACAUCGACCCGUCCAUUUUCACUGUCCUGACCUGCAAGUCGGCUCAUCCGGGCACGGCUGUGGCAGACUUUGUCGUGUUCCCGCCGCGCUUCGAGGUGCAGCAGCAUACGUUCCGCCCGCCCUACUUCCACCGCAACUGCAUGAGCGAGUUCAUGGGCCUGAUUCACGGCGAGUACGAGGCGAAGAAGGGCGGGUUCCUGCCCGGUGGCGCCAGCCUGCACUCGAUGAUGACGCCGCAUGGCCCUGACGCCAAGACUGUCGAGAACGCCACUACGCGCGAUCUGCUGCCUGGCCGUGUUGCUGACAACACCAUGGCCUUUAUGUUCGAGUCCAUGUUCCAGCUGAGGUGA